UUUAACGUAGCAAACGGUUCGAAAUGAAGGAUCAAAUAUUUAUCCGAUCGCUUUUACUCGCAUUUUGUAUCUGCGGAAUUGAAGCAAUUACAUUACCCAGGCUGCCGGAAAAUUUGCAGGAUUUUAAAUGUCAGGAGGACGACGUUGGAUUUAAGUUCAACUUAACAGAUUUAGCCGGCACCUGGUAUGAGGCACUCCGAGUGCCCAGUGUCCCGGGAAUGGAGUGCCUGAAUGUCUCGAUUCCCUCGACAGUCAAUGCCAAUAAUCUUACGCUGGAUUUGAGCUACGUCACCAUACUCAAUAACAGUUGGUCCCUCAGCAGGGAAGCCGUGUGCUUUCCUUGGAACAACUCCACCCAGUACGGCAUCUUUUAUCCCGAUGCUAGUGAGGUGUCAUUCAAGCUGGUGACCACCGAUUACGUUUCCAUAGCCGUUGUCUGUGGUUACGGGACCACCUCUGUGAUACCCAUCUUCAAGCUCUUCACUCGAGACCGCGAGGUCAGCCAGGAGAUCUUCGAGCUGAUCAACACGCAGGCCGAGAAUAUUGGUUAUAGCUCCCUGAUCUAUUGGGAGAAGCAAUCCGUGGAGGAGUGCAGGGAACCCAGUGGCCAGGCACCUUUGGCAGCUCUAGUGGGCUUGAUUCUACUUUGUGGCUUAUGCACUUGGGCAAGCAACUACAACUAA
This is a messenger RNA of Drosophila mauritiana, 683 nucleotides long. RefSeq lists its product as uncharacterized. The transcript has 2 exons. NCBI's taxonomy places the organism in Eukaryota, Metazoa, Arthropoda, Insecta, Diptera, Drosophilidae. The record is from RefSeq and is a predicted model, not a curated record. The coding region runs from base 24 to 683 and encodes 219 amino acids.